UUCGCUUAUAAAGUCCCUCCUCGCCCGACCCUUUCUCCGCCAUUCGCUCCUCACCAAUUGAAACGCCCUUUCUCUCUCUCUCUCUCUCUCUCUCUCUCUCUUUGUCACUCCCCGCAUUAGAGCAGAGACAGCUCUCAGCAACCUCUCUCGGUCCUUCUGUUUUGCUGAUUACAGGUUGGAGCAUAGCUAGGUUCAAGUUGUGGAACAAAGACCAUGGCCUGUGAGGAUUACUUUGCCAAUGAGUGGAAAUCCAUCCCAACGGCAGCAAGAGAGUCUGAAAAUCUUUCAGGAGGCUUCGACUGCAAUAUCUGCUUGGAUUUUGCAUGUGACCCAGUAGUUACUCUCUGUGGCCACCUUUACUGUUGGCCCUGCCUCUACAAGUGGCUCCAUUCCCAGAGCACUUGCCUCUCUUCGGAUCAGCAGCCAAAAUGCCCAGUCUGCAAAGCCGAUAUAUCUCACACCAUGGUUGUCCCACUCUAUGGCCGCGGCCAUAGCCCAAAUCAAGCAGAGCUGGAAGACAAGGCACCAUCUCUUGGUGUGGCUAUACCCCCAAGGCCGCCAGCUUGUGGCACCCAAGCCCCCCGGAUGAGUGCAUCUCAAUGUGUUCAGCAGCUUAGAUAUCGCAAUCCUUAUCAGAACCAACAAUAUCCCACUCAACCAUAUGGCAGUCACAUGGAAGACACUUCGCCGCCGCCACUAUUUAGUCCAAGUGGCAGUACAGCUUCUGUCGGAAUGUUUGGAGAGAUGGUUUAUGCCAGGGUGUUUGGGAACUCGGAGAGCUUAUAUGCAUAUCCCAAUUCAUAUCACCUUUCGGGCAGUAGCAGCCCCAGGCUGCGAAGGCAGGAGAUGCAGGCGGACAAGUCCCUCAACAGAAUUUCAAUUUUCCUCUUCUGUUGCGUUCUUCUGUGUCUUCUCCUUUUUUGAUCCCAGAGAUUAGGCUUCGUCAGCCCCUUUCCUGUACAUAGCCAUUAAAAGCUUAGGAUCCGAUCGAUGGAUCGAAAGAUGGGUUGCUGUAUGUCUAAAAGUUUGUUUGAAGUCACGGCUAAUUCCUCUCUGUCUCUCUCUCUCCUCCCCUCCCCUAUAUAUAGAGAGAUGGAAAUUUACAGUUACUUCCUCUUGAGUGUUCUUUGAAUAAAUGUUUACGGGAUGCGCACAAUAUUUUAAAGUAA
Molecule: messenger RNA, 1169 nt
Organism: Diospyros lotus (date-plum)
Lineage: Eukaryota; Viridiplantae; Streptophyta; Magnoliopsida; Ericales; Ebenaceae
Product: E3 ubiquitin-protein ligase RMA1H1-like
Exons: 2
Coding region: 214-924 (236 amino acids)
Biological process (GO): ubiquitin-dependent protein catabolic process
Cellular component (GO): endoplasmic reticulum
Molecular function (GO): ubiquitin-like protein conjugating enzyme binding; ubiquitin protein ligase activity; metal ion binding
Source: RefSeq, a predicted model, not a curated record